GAAAAAACGAAAAAAGAAAACAAGAAGUGUAGUUGAAAAUAAACAUCAAAAUGGCGAGCACAAUGGCAAUGUUAAUGUUUAUAAGCUGCUGCUUCGGCUUGGCUUUUGCCAGAUUACCAGUGCCACUUAGCUUUAACACCGGCAGCAGCUCCGCCGACGGUCAGACCCCCGAGGCGGUGGAAAGGUGGUUCCGUGAUGUGGACCCGACUGCGACACCCAGGUUGACCAAGAUCCGGUUUUACUACCACGAGAACCGGGUCGCCGCCAACCCAACAACCGUGGAAAUUGCUCGGGCCAGUAGCACCGGCAAUUCCCCAACUAGUUUCGGGUCAACUAUGGUCAUCGACGACGCGUUGACCAUCAGUCCAGAUCCGGAUUCUGAACUCGUUGGUCGAGCACAAGGCAUUUACAGCUCCGCAAGUCAGGAGGACAUGGCAUUCAUAUUGAUGUUCAAUGUGGUGUUCACUUCCGGAGAGUUCGCCGGCAGUACGCUAAGCAUUAUGGCCAGGGAUCCGAUCACAAAAGAGUUCAGAGAACCUUCCAUUUUGGGCGGAACCGGAGCCUUCCGGCUGGCCCGUGGAGCCAUCGUUACACAUACAUAUGCGCUGGACCCGGCCACUCUUAAUGCUGUGGUUGAGUAUAACCUUUUCGUCCUCCACUACUAAGAGAUUUUGAACCUACUCUCCUGAUCUGGAUCCUGCAGCUUUCCAUACUGAACGUGUCAUGAUUCGAUGUUCAUUCACUUUCUUUAGUUUGUUUCUUAGGCUUCGUAUUGACGAUGUGACUUUUUGAUGGGCUAUUUCAUGGCUUCAUCAAAUAUCUAAGGUCAAGUUUUAUAAUUUCUGCAUGUUUGUUUGAAAUUGAAUAAAAAAGAAUGACAUCUACUCAAAAUAAACACGGCAUCUUCUUACAUUAAUUUUUUUUUCCA
Messenger RNA from Oldenlandia corymbosa var. corymbosa, 928 nucleotides. Lineage: Eukaryota; Viridiplantae; Streptophyta; Magnoliopsida; Gentianales; Rubiaceae. The record is from the annotation of a GenBank genome assembly.